Molecule: messenger RNA, 852 nt
Organism: Cadophora gregata
Lineage: Eukaryota; Fungi; Ascomycota; Leotiomycetes; Helotiales; Ploettnerulaceae
Exons: 1
Coding region: 1-852 (283 amino acids)
Molecular function (GO): S-adenosylmethionine-dependent methyltransferase activity
Source: RefSeq, a predicted model, not a curated record
AUGUCAGACUCCACCACAUCGUUCAAGACGGCAGCAGGGCCAACAAGCAACCUUCCCGCCUACUUUACCAAACUCUCCCAAGUUUAUCCUCGACAAUCGGGCAAUUCGACAGCGAAUCUUUUUGCGUCAAUCACCGAUCAACUAGCCCCUAUCUCAGCCAACUCCAUCAUCCAUGACAAUGCAUCUGGACCCGGGACCGCCACUGGCGUGAUUUUAAAGAACUUGAAGCCGGAAGAAUAUCCCACAAUAAUUGCAACAGACAUGGUACCUGCCAUGAUCGAAGCGUUUAAUUCCGAUCUCGCGAAACCAAAAGAAACCUCCAAGCUCACUGGUAUUGUCAUGAAAUCCGAGAUCCUCGACUUUCCCGACAAUCAUUUCACCCAUUCCAUCACGAACUUCAGCAUCUUUAAUUUUGUGGACCCCGCCAUCUGCCUCAAGGAGACCUACCGUACCCUGAAGCCGUCCGGCCAAGCUGUCAUUACCACGUGGAAGACCUUCGCGAUUGGAGAUCUCAUUCACGAGACCCAGCGACGGAUACGCCCGGACUUGCCACUUAUGAAGGUUUCGGGGGCAGAAUAUCACCGAGUCGAUGCAGUCAUCGAUGUCAUGGUGCAAGCGGGCUUCGAAAAGGAGAGCAUCCAAGUUUUGUCUCCGACAGUGGUAGUGACGGGUGAGAAUCUGGAUGGACUGACACAAUUUGGUUGUGGACCUUUCACAGAUUCUGCAAGAAAUGGGUGGACAGAUGAGGAGAAGGGAAGAUGGAAGGAAGUGUUGUUUGAGGUGCUGGAAGAGAAGAAGCAAGAAUAUGGCGGCUUGAAAUUUGAGGCAUGGGCUUUACUUGCUACGAAGUGA